This is a messenger RNA of Hibiscus syriacus, 1776 nucleotides long. RefSeq names its product probable protein phosphatase 2C 5. Gene Ontology annotation, biological process: protein dephosphorylation. The transcript is spliced from 8 exons. NCBI's taxonomy places the organism in Eukaryota, Viridiplantae, Streptophyta, Magnoliopsida, Malvales, Malvaceae. Gene Ontology annotation, molecular function: protein serine/threonine phosphatase activity. The coding region runs from base 190 to 1479 and encodes 429 amino acids. The record is from RefSeq and is a predicted model, not a curated record.
CAAAUCUCUAUGAACUCUCCCAUCUCUCUCUCUAGUUUUUGAGCUUUGAUUUUCGGAACCAAGAAAAACAAGGGAAGAGUGUUUUGUUUAUGCAUGCAGAUAUAUGAAUAGACGCCCAAUGAAUGUCCAUAUCAGCUCGAUCUGAGGUAUUCAUCAUUGUCUUCUAGAAAUGUUGAUACCUAUUCUAACAUGAGCCGGACUGAAGUAUUGAGGAUGAAGCCACCUCUUGUUCCACUUGCAACCUUAAUCGGCCGUGAACUGAGGAACGAGAAUGUUGAGAAGCCUUUUGUGAAGUUCGGGCAGGCUGCUUUGGCCAAAAAAGGAGAAGAUUACUUUCUGGUUAAACCUGAUUGUCAGAGGGUUCCUGGGAAUCCGGAAACGCCUUUUUCAGUAUUUGCGAUCUUUGAUGGUCAUAAUGGUAUAUCAGCUGCCAUUUUUGCAAAGGAGAAUUUAUUGGGUAACGUCUUGGGUGCAAUACCACAAGGUGUCAGUAGGGAGGAGUGGCUUCGAGCCCUUCCUCGGGCUUUGGUUGCAGGUUUUGUGAAAACAGACAUUGAAUUUCAGCAGAGAGGGGAAACUUCUGGGACGACGGUUACAUUUGUUGUGAUUGAUGGAUGGACUAUCACUGUUGCAUCCGUUGGUGAUUCUCGAUGUAUAUUAGACACCCAAGGGGGCAUUGUUUUUCUCCUGACUGUUGAUCACAGGCUAGAAGAGAAUGCAGAAGAAAGGGAGCGUGUCACUGCCAGUGGUGGUGAAGUAGGAAGGCUUAAUGUUUUCGGGGGUAAUGAGGUUGGUCCACUUCGUUGCUGGCCUGGUGGAUUAUGCCUCUCUAGGUCAAUUGGUGACACGGAUGUAGGAGAGUUUAUCGUCCCGAUACCACAUGUUAAGCAAGUGAAGCUGUCAAACGCUGGAGGUCGACUUAUUAUUGCUUCAGAUGGUAUUUGGGAUGCUUUGUCUUCGGAAAUGGCUGCCAAGUCUUGUCGAGGUUUACCAGCAGACCUUGCAGCAAAGAUGGUUGUGAAGGAAGCUUUGAGGUCAAGGGGCCUGAAAGAUGAUACAACCUGCCUGGUUGUUGAUAUUAUCCAAUCUGACCAACCGGUCCUACCUUCAACUCCAAGAAAGAAGCAGAAUAUGCUCAGUUCUAUUCUUUUCAGGAAGAGAUCUCUAAAUUUUACGAACAAGACUACUAAUAAACUUUCUGCCAUUGGAGUUGUUGAGGAGCUGUUUGAAGAGGGUUCUGCCAUGCUUGCUGAAAGGUUGGGUAAGGAUUUCCCCAUGAAUGCUGCAGACUCCGGAAUCUUCAGAUGUGCAGUCUGUCAAUUUGAUCAACCUCCGUCCGAGGGUUUAACUCUGAACUCUGUGCCUUUUUUCUCACCUGGUUCAAAGCCAUGGGAAGAACCCUAUCUCUGCACCAACUGUCGAAAAAAGAAAGAUGCCAUGGAAGGAAAAAGGCCAAGCAUACCCACAGUGAUCGCAUAACAUCCUGUCCGGUAACAAAGUAAAUACCAUGUAUGUUUUUUUUCCUAGCACAUUGAGCUUGCUUGGUUUCUCAUUACCUGUUGAUUACAAUAGAUGUGCGUAAGAAUCAAGGUAGAAAUAGAGUUAGGUGUUCUUUUGCCAUUAUUGUCUGCGAGUUUACGUUGGUUGUUUUACCGACCAACUCCGGACAAAGAUUUAUGCUAUCUGAUAGAUAUUUGUGAGUUUACAUUGCCUGUUUUGUUGACCAAUUCCGAACAAAGAUGCUAUCGGAGAGAUAUUUGUGAUAGAAUUGAUUGC